CUUAGAUAUGGAAAUCACCAUUUUCUAUAGAUGCAUCCUCUUCUUACUGGUGCUUGCUUGCCAUGGUGAUGCAAGGGUUUUGGUGGAGCAUGGAAAAUAUGAGGCAGCAUCCACCAUGUCCCAGAUCUCAAAUGAUUUCGACAGCAAAGAAUCCAAUCUGGCAAAAGAUCAAAAUGUUUCUCAAUUGAAAUCUUCAAAGGAUUUCGACCUUUCGACCAAGGAUGUCGACCUCGAGUACAAAUUUAGACAAACCGAUCCACAAUCCCAUGACUCCAAACAUCAGGGUCCUACGCAUAUUGUAGGAUAUGUCCCAGUUUUCCUCCACGAGAGCGAUCUGAGACUUGGAAACAAACUCAAUAGCUACUACUUGGGUGUUAACAUCUCUCAAACCCCCUCCCCUUUACCGCGCCAAGAAGCCGAUUCAAUCCCCUUCUCAUCCAAAUCUGUUGCUGAUCUCCUACAUCACUUCUCAAUCAAUCCCAAUUCUCCUCAAGCUAAACAAGCGAAGAAAACCCUUCAGAUAUGUGAGGAGCCCCUGGCCAAAGGAGAACAUAGGGUAUGCGCCACAAGCCUCGAGUCUAUGCAUGACUUUGUCUCAUCAAUUUUCGGCCCUAAGGCCAAUCUCCAAGUGGUGGCCACUACCAUUCAUAAUAGAGAGAUUCAUUCCCCUGCUGUCCAAUCGUACACUGUAAAAGGAAUUAUUUUUAGAUCGACAACUCCAUCGUUGGUUGCCUGUCACGCACUUCCCUACCCCUACACUCUGUAUUAUUGCCAUGAAGUGAUCAAAGCGAAAGUAUUCAAGGUGAUGCUUAAAGGCGAGGAUGGAAACAAGGUUGAUGCAGCUGUAGUUUGUCACUUAGACACCUCUCAUUGGGACCCAAAUGAUGAGGCUUUUAAGGUACUCAAGAACAAGUCAGGCGAACCUGUUUGCCAUUUACUACCAGAGAACAACUUGGUUUGGCUUUCAACACCAGUUUAAGAAACUCUGUAAUCCAAAUCAAGCAGAGCAUGUUGCUUGAUGAACAGUUCGGAUGCCAUGUUGUUUUCAACUUUGUAAUAAGGCAUUCAUCAAUCUCA
Molecule: messenger RNA, 1077 nt
Organism: Amborella trichopoda
Lineage: Eukaryota; Viridiplantae; Streptophyta; Magnoliopsida; Amborellales; Amborellaceae
Product: BURP domain-containing protein BNM2A
Source: RefSeq, a predicted model, not a curated record